Messenger RNA from Fusarium fujikuroi IMI 58289, 696 nucleotides. Its product is annotated as related to O-methyltransferase. The record is from RefSeq and is a predicted model, not a curated record. Gene Ontology annotation, molecular function: O-methyltransferase activity; S-adenosylmethionine-dependent methyltransferase activity. The transcript has a single exon. NCBI's taxonomy places the organism in Eukaryota, Fungi, Ascomycota, Sordariomycetes, Hypocreales, Nectriaceae. The coding region runs from base 1 to 696 and encodes 231 amino acids.
AUGCCCGAGAUUGACUUCAAAGCUCUGGCGGCUGCUGCCAGUUUCGACAAUUUCCGCCAGGCUCCGAUUUUGGAUACUCUCGCCAACGAUGCUCUCCUUACCCCCAACUCCAAACUGGAACAAGCCCUUGCCAAUUCGGAAGCCAAGGGCCUUCCCCCCAUCAGCGUCACUCCAAUGUCUGGCCAACAUCUAUCUAUCCUUACUCAGCUCAUGGGCGCCAAGUCUGUACUAGAAAUUGGUACACUUGGAGGAUACUCAGCUAUCUGCUUCGCUCAAGGCGGUGCCAAAGUGACAAGCAUUGAGAUCGAUCCAAAGCAUCGCGACGUCGCGCUGGAGAACGUUGCAGGUCUUGACGUUGACGUCAUACUCGGAGCUGCCCUUGAUGUCCUACCCAAGCUGGCAGAGGAGAAACGGCAGUUUGACAUGGUGUUUAUCGACGCUGAAUUUGAGGAUCAUAUUGAGCAUUUUGACUGGGCUGUUAAAUUGACUCGGCCUGGAGGAUGUGUUUUCUUCGACGACGUGGUGCCGGCGAUGUUUAAGAAUGACGAGGUAAAGCCUGGAGCAGAAUCUAUUUUAACGCAUAUUGGAAAGGAUCAUAGAGUCAAGGCUGCACUGAUGCCCAAUGUGGCGUGUCACCCCAUGUUGCCCACGCCUAUCUUUAAUGGCUUUGUAUUGGCUCUAGUCAAAGAGCACUGA